Molecule: messenger RNA, 441 nt
Organism: Etheostoma cragini (Arkansas darter)
Lineage: Eukaryota; Metazoa; Chordata; Actinopteri; Perciformes; Percidae
Product: polymeric immunoglobulin receptor-like
Exons: 4
Coding region: 1-441 (146 amino acids)
Source: RefSeq, a predicted model, not a curated record
AUGCACCUCCUGCAUGUUCUGCUGCUCUGCUUCUUACCAGCUGUGAUAGAUGGUGACCCCCUGACCCCCACUGAGGGGAGUAGCAUCCGGGUUGCAUGCUCCUUCAGCGUCCCUGGAAGAAAGAAGUUCCUCUGUAAGGACGAAUGUAAAGACAAAGACAUUCUCAUUGCUACAGAAGGAGACGCCGCUCACAGUGGCAGAUACAGCAUCUUCUAUCAAGGAGGAACCUUUACAGUAUCUGAGACAGUUGUGUAUGUGAGCAUCACACAGCUGGCCAAGUCUGACUCGGGUCGGUACAGGUGUGGCUUGGAAAGGGCUUUCAUGCCUGAUUCCUACUGGCCGUUUGAGAUCAGAGUUACAGACGCUCCAAAAACUUCCCCUGAGCCCAUGAAGCAGCCUGAACAGCAGCAGCGUGAAACAGGUGCAGCGGAGCCCCCUUGA